AUGACCUCUCCCGACAUCUGGAGCCGUCUUCAGAAUCUCCAGCUGGAGCCCUUUUUUACCCUUUCCUGGGUGCUCACCUGGUUCACGCACAUCCUCUCCAACAGUAAUGACAUUCACCGGCUGUACGACCUCUUCCUGGCCACGGACUCCAUCAUGCUCAUCUACCUCUCCGUAUCGGUAAGUUACUACUACUAUUAA
Molecule: messenger RNA, 198 nt
Organism: Dibothriocephalus latus
Lineage: Eukaryota; Metazoa; Platyhelminthes; Cestoda; Diphyllobothriidea; Diphyllobothriidae
Source: the annotation of a GenBank genome assembly